UUGAGGUUCAGGUGUUGUGGUAACUUAUAGUAAACAAACGUUGGUGGCACCGAGGCUGCUGUGCUACUACACUACUCUGCUUCUCUGCUUCUCUCUUGACACUCUACAGUCAAGAUGCCUCGUGUUAUGAUUAAGGGAGGUGUUUGGAGGAACACAGAAGAUGAAAUCCUCAAAGCAGCUGUUAUGAAAUAUGGCAAGAAUCAGUGGUCACGUAUUGCCUCACUACUUCACCGUAAGUCUGCCAAGCAGUGCAAGGCACGAUGGUUUGAGUGGCUGGAUCCAAGCAUUAAGAAGACAGAAUGGAGCCGUGAGGAAGAUGAGAAGUUGUUGCAUUUGGCAAAGCUUAUGCCAACACAGUGGAGAACUAUUGCACCCAUCAUUGGUCGUACAGCUGCUCAGUGUCUUGAACGUUAUGAGUAUUUACUAGACCAAGCUCAGAAAGGGGAAGAUGAUGAAAGUGUUGAUGACCCUAGGAAGCUCAAACCUGGAGAAAUUGACCCAAAUCCAGAAACAAAGCCUGCUCGACCUGACCCAAAAGAUAUGGAUGAAGAUGAGUUAGAAAUGUUGUCUGAAGCCCGUGCACGUCUGGCCAACACCCAGGGCAAAAAAGCCAAGAGGAAGGCUCGUGAAAAGCAACUUGAAGAGGCAAGAAGAUUAGCUGCUUUGCAGAAACGUAGGGAGCUCAGAGCUGCUGGCAUUGAUCUACCUCAGAAACGAAAAAAGCGAAAAGGAGUUGAUUACAAUGAAGAAAUACCGUUUGAGAAAAAACCAGCACCAGGCUUUUAUGAUACUUCACAAGAAACUUAUGACCCUAUGCAACCCAACUUUAAACGCCUUCGGCAACAGCACCUUGAUGGUGAUCUGCGGUCUGAAAAAGAGGAUCGGGAGAGAAAAAAGGAUAAACAAAAAUUAAAGGACCGAAAAGAACAAGGCGUUCCUAACUCUGUGUUUGAGAAUGGAGAGGCAAAAACCAAAAGGAGUAAACUGGUAUUGUCUUCACCACAGAUAUCUGAAGAAGAAUUAGAACAGGUUGUAAAAUUGGGAAAGGCUUCAGAAGCUGCAAGAGAACUGGCAGAAGAAGUUGGAGGAAGUGGUGCAUCUCAGGCUUUAUUAGCUGAAUACAAUGUGACUCCUGGUCAGGCCAUUCGCACUCCUCGUACACCAGCUGACAUGGAUCGUGUAAUGCAGGGAGCACAUGACAUAAUGGCUUUGACUCAUGUUGAUACACCACUGAAAGGGGGUAUAAAUACUCCCCUCAAUCAGCAAGACUUUGGUGGUGUUGAGCCCAGCAAAGCUGCAAUUCAAACCCCCAAUAUAGUUUUAGGUACUCCAUUCCGAACACCCUCAGGCACUCAGAUAACUACUCCAGGCCGCACACCUGGAGCACUCACACCAAGAGGUCAGCCAUUACCCCCAGGAUCAACUCCAGGUGCAACACCCAUUAGAGAUAAGCUAAAUAUAAAUGAGGAAGGUGCCCUAGUACCCAUAGAUGAUCGCCAAGCUCUUAAAGCAUACCAACGUAAUAUGAGAGAAGCUCUCCAGUCAGGUCUCAAAUCCCUUCCUGCACCCAAGAAUGAUUUUGAGAUCGUUGUACCUGAUCAGGAAGAUGGUCAGCCAGGAGAUGAAGACAAGGAACGAGGAGAGCCUGUGGUGGAAGACCAAGCAGAUUUGGAUGCAAGGGCUGUAGCUGAUGCAGCUGCCCGCCGAGAUGCUGAAAUGAAAAAGCGUUCACAGGCAGUACAAAGAAACUUGCCACGGCCUCAAGAAGUGAACUCAUCAGUGUUAAGGCCCAUGCAUGCUGAUAUUCACCUCUCAGAUCAGCAGAAAGCAGAGGAAUUAAUUAAGCGGGAAAUGGUGACCAUGCUCCAUUAUGAUGCCUUACACACCCCAGCUGGUCUUCCAAGUCGCAAAGGUUAGACACUGACUCAUUGC
Cherax quadricarinatus is the source of this 1932-nucleotide messenger RNA. The record is from RefSeq and is a predicted model, not a curated record. Lineage: Eukaryota; Metazoa; Arthropoda; Malacostraca; Decapoda; Parastacidae.